Messenger RNA from Penicillium cataractarum, 207 nucleotides. RefSeq lists its product as uncharacterized. The record is from RefSeq and is a predicted model, not a curated record. Bases 1 to 207 code for a protein of 68 amino acids. The transcript has a single exon. Gene Ontology annotation, biological process: regulation of catalytic activity. Gene Ontology annotation, molecular function: enzyme regulator activity. NCBI's taxonomy places the organism in Eukaryota, Fungi, Ascomycota, Eurotiomycetes, Eurotiales, Aspergillaceae.
AUGCCUGCAGUCACCAUGACUAUCCGCGCCCAGGCAGACAGCCUGACCUCCAUCACAAAGCGAGGAAACUGGGCUAGCCGAGAGCCCGGCGUAAUCUUGGUGUUUUGCAUCGUCUUUCUCGUGGGCCUCGGCAUUGUCGCCUUGUUCGCAUACCGCAAGUGGAUGACGCGGAAAGCCAAAAAGCAGACCUUUGAGACAGCCGCGUAG